ACUCAGUCAACUUCCUAUAGACCUUAAAUGUCUGGUUUUGAAGAAAACGUUGCUGUAGUAAUGGGAGAGUGGGUGCCUUGUAAUCCUAGCUCGAAACGUGUUCUUGAAAGAGAGUUAUCUUUGAAUCAUGGUCAGGUUACUAGUAAUAACAACAAGGAUUCUUCGCAGACCAACAACAUUUCAGGAGGUGGUUUAAGAGAAAGAAUCGCUGCUCGUGCUGGAUUCAACACUCCGAGGCUAAACACUGAGAACAUCCGCUCUAACACCGACUCUUCUAGUCUUCGGUCUCCUUGCUUAACCAUCUCUUCUCCUGGCCUUAGCCCUGCCACACUCUUGGAUUCUCCUGUUUUCCUUUCUAACCCAUUGGCUCAACCGUCUCCAACUACAGGGAAAUUUCCAUUUCUUCCGGGUGUUAACUGUAACAGAUUGUCUUAUUCUGAUAAAGAGAAAGACGAGUUCUUUGAUGGCGUUGGAGCAUCAUUCACAUUCCAUCCUGUUUCAACAUCCUCCUCCUCUUUCUUCCAAGGCGCUGGAGAGAUGACGCCAGUUGAUUAUGGUAACUACAACAACAGUCCUUCUCAUCAGUCCCCAGAAGAAGAUUUAAAACUCGGUUCUGAACAAAGUGGCUUGAAGAGGAAGUCAUCUGAUGCCACUACAAACACCAAUGAUCAUCAAGAAGUGGAAGAAGGAGAAGAGGAAGAGCAAAGAGGUGGUGAUUCCAUGGUUGGUGGCGGUGCGCCUGCAGAGGAUGGAUAUAACUGGAGGAAGUACGGACAAAAGUUAGUUAAAGGAAGCGAGUAUCCGCGAAGCUAUUACAAGUGCACAAACCCGAACUGUCAUGUGAAGAAGAAGGUCGAGAGAUCAAGAGAAGGCCACAUUACUGAGAUUAUAUACAAAGGAGCUCAUAAUCACUCCAAGCCUCCACCUAACCGCCGCUCGGGAAUGCAAGUAGAUGGAACUGAACAAGCUGAACAACAACAACGGCAGCAGCAGAGAGAUAACGCUGGAACGUGGGUUAGUAGUAAUAACACUCAACAACAAGUUGGAAGCAAUGAGAACAAUGGGGAAGAAGGAGGUCAGUAUGAGUCAGGUGAUGGUUAUGGUGGUGUAAUCAUGGUGGAUGCCUUGUCGACAUUCUCUAAUGAUGAAGAUGAAGAUGAUCGAGAAGGGACUCAUGGGAGUGCUUCUUUGGGAUAUGAUGGAGGUGGAGGAGAAGGAGAAGGAGAUGAAUCCGAAUCGAAAAGAAGGAAACUUGAGGCUUACGCAACAGAGAUGAGUGGAGCGACAAGAGCUAUACGUGAGCCAAGAGUCGUUGUUCAGACAACGAGUGAUGUUGACAUUCUCGACGAUGGCUAUCGCUGGCGAAAGUAUGGUCAGAAAGUUGUUAAAGGCAAUCCAAACCCGAGGAGUUACUAUAAAUGCACAGCACCUGGAUGUACAGUGAGGAAACAUGUAGAGAGAGCUUCUCAUGAUCUCAAAUCCGUUAUAACCACCUACGAAGGCAAACACGACCACGAAGUCCCCGCCGCACGCAACAGCAGCCACGGUGGAAACGGUAACAGCGGCGUUUCAGCCGCUCAAACACAACAUUACCAAGAGCCACCACGUGGCAGAUUCGAAAGACAACUAACGGCGAACAACCAGUCUCAAUUUGGACGUCCGUUUAGUUUCCAGCCUCAUUUGGGUCCCCCUUCAGGUUUUGCGUUCGGUCUAGGACAAACCGGUUUGGGUAAUCUUUCGAUUCCUGGUUUAGCGUUUGGUCAAGGGAAGUUACCGAGUUUGCCUUACCAGUAUCUGAGUCAACCGGGUGGAAUGAGUGAAGCGAUGAUGCGGAGAGGGAUGGAGCCUAAGGUUGAACCGGGUUCAGAAACAGGACAAUCGGUAUAUAACCAGAUAAUGAGUAGAUUACCACAGAUUUGAUGAACAUUUGCUCUCUUUUCUUUUGCAUUUGCAUAUGAUAACUUUUAAUUUCUGUUUCAUUUUCUUUAAUUUUUAUUAGUUUGGAACAUUGGGGAAGGUUAAAAGCUGUUACCAUUUC
Molecule: messenger RNA, 2038 nt
Organism: Brassica napus (rape)
Lineage: Eukaryota; Viridiplantae; Streptophyta; Magnoliopsida; Brassicales; Brassicaceae
Product: probable WRKY transcription factor 2
Biological process (GO): regulation of DNA-templated transcription
Molecular function (GO): sequence-specific DNA binding; DNA-binding transcription factor activity
Source: RefSeq, a predicted model, not a curated record